Messenger RNA from Aspergillus mulundensis, 1443 nucleotides. RefSeq names its product ribosome biogenesis protein LTV1. NCBI's taxonomy places the organism in Eukaryota, Fungi, Ascomycota, Eurotiomycetes, Eurotiales, Aspergillaceae. The record is from RefSeq and is a predicted model, not a curated record. Gene Ontology annotation, cellular component: cytosol; nucleus; preribosome, small subunit precursor. The transcript is spliced from 2 exons. Gene Ontology annotation, biological process: ribosomal small subunit biogenesis; ribosomal small subunit export from nucleus. Bases 1 to 1443 code for a protein of 480 amino acids.
AUGCCUCCCCGCAAACAGUGGAUAGAUAAGAAGAACGCCACAACCUAUCAACUUUUUCACCGUUCUCAGAAUGAUCCUCUUAUCCACGACCCCGAGGCCCAAGACCGUGUCCUCCACCCCGUCUAUGGGCCUCCCGCCGAUGCGCCGAGCGCUUCCAGUGCAGAUCGCGCGAAGCACUUAAGUGACCUCGCUAGCGAGUUCCGAGGCGAUGCCGUCCGCAAAAACGAGGGUGAAGCUGCCAACUAUGGCAUCUACUACGAUGACUCGAAGUAUGACUACAUGCAACACAUGCGAGAACUUGGUACCGGAGGCGGCGGCGCAUACUUUGUCGAAGCGACUAACAGCGACAAGGGCAAGGGCAAAUCCUUGAGGCUGGAAGAUGCGCUUGCUCAGACCUCACUUGAGGACGAUGACACAAGGAGCAACUGGGACGGUCGUAGUACAAUGAGCUCUGCAUAUGGGGCGUACUCUACUGCUUCUACUUACUCCCGGAAACCGACCUACCAGGACCAGCAAAAUGUGCCGGAUGCCAUUGCGGGUUUCCAGCCGGACAUGGAUCCCCGACUCCGGGAGGUGCUCGAGGCGCUGGAGGAUGAGGAAUACGUGGAUGAGAAGGAGGACGAUGAUUUCUUCGGUGAGCUGACUGCCGACGGGCAGGAGGUAGACCCCGGUGACUGGGAGGAUACCUUGUUCGAUCAUGACGAAGAGGACGAUGGAUGGGAGUCCGAUGCGACAGAGAAGGCUCCUGUUCAACCAAGUACUUCCUCUUUGAAACCGAAAUUCGACGUAGCGCCCGGAGAACUCCCCGAGCAUGACGCCCCCGCACCUGAUGCGCACCCAGGUGACCAAGACUGGAUGCGCGAAUUCGCCAAGUUCAAGAAAUCCGGAAAGCCCCAGGCUGCGCCUGCCGCACCCGCCAGCGUCGUCCCAUCCGAACAGCGCAGCACUCUUGCCUCCACAGUCUUUACAGUUGGAGGAACACCGAUCCGGCGCAAGAAGCGCAAGGGCGCUCUCACCAACCCCUCCGCCUACUCCAUGACAUCUUCCUCCUUAGCCCGAACAGAAGGCCACCGACUCCUCGACGACCGAUUCGAACGCCUUGAAGCUCUCUACGCCCUUGAUGAGGAGGAAGAAUUUGACGACUCCAUGUCCAUGGUCAGCGGCAUGACCGGGAUGACCGACAUGUCGACCGCCUCCUCAGUGGCGCCCAGUCUCAUUGAUGCGAAUGGCAACGCUGUCGCACCCCGCCACGACUUCAACAACAUCAUGGACGAUUUCCUAGGUGGAUGGGACAACAACACCAGUGCACAGGCCAAACGGAAGGGCGCGAAGAACAAGCGUGGCAAGAACGGCAACGAGGCGAUUGGUAUCCGGAUGUUGGAUGAGGUUCGUCAAGGACUUGGUCCUGCGAAGGUGCCGGGUCGGGUUUCUGGCAGAGCUUGA